UGCAAUAUCACGACAUUUAGAAGUAAUUAUGCAUCAGUGAAUGCGUACAUUUCUCCAGAUUUGGGGGUUAACGAGACCCAUAGGGUUAUUAAAUAGCAUGCUGCCAGGUUUAUAUUUAAUUUUAAACGGACUUUUAAUGCUUUCAGGUCGGAAGUGGGGAUUUCCACCUGUGACUUUAAUUGUACGCUGCAGUAGUUCACAUUUCUAUGGAGAUAUUCAUUUUUGUUUGUGGGAAUCGACCAAUAACUUAAGCCACAUUUUUAAGAUGCAGGUUAUAGAGCAUCCUGUUGAGAGACUUCACACUGCUCUCCUGUCCACACAUAAAGAUCUCAUAGCCUCAUUCCAGCAGUUCAGCAGAGCAGAGAAGACACUUUUAGAGGAAGGACUCAAACCUGGCAAUUCACUUUUCAGACCCAUCACCAUUCACUCGGACUCUGACUGGAUUCCCGCACAUCCAGAAGAUCCUCAAGACUUUCAGAGUUUUUACAGCCAGCCAUACCGCAGGUCUCCAAACAGUGGACAUAGGACCAUCUACAUUCAAACUAUUGGCUCUUUUGGGGAAGGAGGUGUCUUGGCAGAACAGUUUGUUGAAUGGCUGAAGGAUUACUGCCAGGCGUUUUAUUACGGACUUGAGGUGAAGCUUUUACCACCCGUAACAGUUGCUUCAACAGCUUGUACGUUUCGCAUCAACAGUAACACACACAACCUUCAGCUUCAUGCUGGAGAUCUCUUGAACUUCUUAAAAAAGAGGAAACCUAAAGAUGCAUUUUGCAUUGUGGGGAUCACCAUGAUUGAUUUGUACCCAAAAGAGUCAUGGAAUUUUGUUUUUGGACAAGCUUCCCUUACUGAAGGAAUGGGGGUGUUCAGCUUUGCCCGAUACGAUGAUCACUUUUACAAAAAAAACUAUGCAGGGCGCUUAAAUAAGACAACAAAGCCUAAGCAAGGAGAUUACUCUGUGUUCCAGAAUUACUACACUCCUCCGAUCACAAGCACCCUCCUUCUGCGUUCAUGCAAGACCGUGACUCAUGAGAUUGGACAUAUAUUUGGUAUGAAGCACUGCCAGUGGCUGCAAUGUGUCAUGCAGGGCUCCAAUCACUUAGAAGAGUCUGACCGUAGACCACUUGAUCUCUGCCCCAUAUGUUUGAGAAAACUGCAGUCUUCUAUCGGAUUCAAAAUAGCUGAUAGAUACAAGGCUUUAUUGCACUGGAUUGAAGAUGGAAAUGACGGCACUGGACAACACUCAUCCAAACCCACACAAGCCUUCCAGGAGAGUAGACACUGGAUUUACGAGUGCAUGAAAAUAUUGGAAAGUGAAACAUUGUGAGGCCAUCAACCGCAAUGAUAUCUAGAUAUGCUAUGUGCACUUUCUUGUACAGUAAGUAGCUUUGGUCAGGGUUAUCGCUAAAUUUAUUGGGCCCAGGAAAACAUUGGGUGAGUCCUUUCUUGUCUGGGUUAAAUGAGAAGUUGGGCCAUCCCUCAUCAGGGGCUCAGGACAGUGGCCCUGGCUUUGGUAGAAAUGCUUUGGACAAUAGUUUUGGAGAGAACUGUACCCCAGUGUUCAAGUCAUUGAGGGGUUUGGGUGGUGAGUAUUUGGCUCAAAGCCUGCAAGUCAUACCAAGUUGUUUAGUUAUGUGUAGGUCUGGGCUUACAUUGUGCAUAUACUGUAAGGGGGCAUUGUCAUGUUGGAAUAGAAAAGAGCUCUGCCCAAACUGUUGCUAUAAAUUUAGAAGCACACAAUUCUUUAGAAAAUAAUUAUAUGCUGUAUUAAGAUUUAUGCUCAUAGAAAUUACUAAAGUAGUCAAACCUGUUUAUUACAAAACUUUUGUCCAUAUCUGAAGCAAAUUAAUCAAAGCUGUAUCUGUC
Misgurnus anguillicaudatus (oriental weatherfish) is the source of this 1863-nucleotide messenger RNA. RefSeq names its product archaemetzincin-2 (gene amz2). The record is from RefSeq and is a predicted model, not a curated record. Lineage: Eukaryota; Metazoa; Chordata; Actinopteri; Cypriniformes; Cobitidae. Gene Ontology annotation, biological process: proteolysis. Gene Ontology annotation, molecular function: metallopeptidase activity.